Messenger RNA from Closterium sp. Yama58-4, 951 nucleotides. Lineage: Eukaryota; Viridiplantae; Streptophyta; Zygnematophyceae; Desmidiales; Closteriaceae. The record is from the annotation of a GenBank genome assembly.
AUGACACCCCCCCUUCCACCCCAGCGUGCUUUGCUCUACGCAUCGCUUCUGGCGGAAGAGCUCAGCGCGUCCACUCUCGCGGCGCUGCAGGAUUUCCUUUCCGCGCAGGCCGCCGCUGCGCAGCAGCAGCACGCGCUUUCUGCGCAGGCGGCGCAAACCGGCUCCGAGGAAGGGGGGCGCGCGGGCGGGGAUGAGGCUGGCGGAGCUGCGCGCGAUGGGGAAGGCGCGGGGGUAACGGGGGAACAGGAAGCGGUUGAAGACGCGCUGUUUGCGGAGGAUUGGGGUUUAAGCCAGUUCUGGUACGAUGCACACACGUCCGCGACUGUGGCGGCGGAAGUGGCGCGGUUGAUGGGCGGAGACGCUUCUUGCGCGCGUGCUGACGAGGAGGAGAAAGGCGGGGAGGCGGAGGAAAAACCGCGGGAAGAAACGGACGGGGAAAGCGCGGGGCAAGGAAAGGGGGAAGAGGAAGGGGAGGGGAGCGUGGGCAGCGGAGGCCGCAGAUGUUGCUGCGUGGCUUGCCCGACCUUAUUCCGCGAAUUAGUCCGGCGCUACCCCGCCAUGGACGUGCAUCUGCUGGAGUACGACCGGCGUUUCGCAGCCUUUGCGCCGCGCUUCUCCCGCUACGACUACCGCACGCCCCUUGACGUGCCUGCCUCACUGCACCACCGCUUCGACGUCGUUGUUGCUGACCCGCCCUACCUGAGCGAGGAGUGUUUGGAAAAGACAGCGCAGACCAUGAAGCUGCUGGCCAAGGAGGACGACUCCACUGCCACCCCGCCCAGCCUCCUCCUCCUCACAGGUGCAGUGCAGGAGGAGGCAGCGAGGCGGCUGCUGCAGCUGCGUCCGGCUGUGUUCCGUCCAGAGCACCGCAACAAGCUCGGCAACGACUUCCGCCUCUUCACCUCCUACCCGCCACCACAGUCCCUUGGUGGCUGGGAGCCUGAUAGCUAG